Rubroshorea leprosula is the source of this 645-nucleotide messenger RNA. NCBI's taxonomy places the organism in Eukaryota, Viridiplantae, Streptophyta, Magnoliopsida, Malvales, Dipterocarpaceae. The record is from the annotation of a GenBank genome assembly.
GUUCUGCCUACUUUUUCAACUAUAAAAGGUACGAAAAGAUUUGUCUUACGCACACAAUCUUGAAGACACAAUGAGUACGGCACACAAUUACCUUGUUUUCUUUCUUGUUGUAUUCUUCUUCUUGAGCGCUUCAACAGCACUUGAAGAACAUAAACAAAAGAAUGACACUGCGGCCGCGACUGUUCACAUCAUAAACGGCAUGGCCAGGAACUCGGAAGCAAUUCAAGUUCGAUGCAGUUCUAGAGGUGGUGAUCUCGGCUACCAUGCAAUGGGUGCUGGGGAUAAUUAUGUUUGGAGUGUAGAAUUACAGAGGGCUUUGUAUUACUGUGAAGCCAUGUGGGGUGUCAGGUAUUUCGCCUCUUGGCAUGCUUUUCAACCCAAGAGAGACACCGGACGUGGGACGGUGUUUUGGCUUGUUAAGGAGAAUGGAUUAUUUCUCAGUUGGGAUAAUUCUACCUGGGUCAGAAGAUCUCAGUGGCAAACUGAGUGACAUUUAAUAUUUGAAUACUAUUUACACAUCAACGAGGAGCUAUAAUCUUGGUAUGCAAUUGUCAAUAAAUUAAUCCUUUUUCAAAUUCUCCUACCUUCUUCAUAAAUUUGAAUUUGAAAUUUUCUAUACUUAAAAAUUAAAGCCCUCUUUUAAUU